AUGCCCGCUCUCCCGCCCCCUGAGAGGCAGCGACACUUGAUUGCUGCAUCCAAUCUGUGGAACGGGAUGGUGCCCCUGAGCUGGCCGCUUCCCCACAUGCUACCGCCCAACCCGCCGCCCUUGCCGGGUCGACAGUCCAGGGAAUGCGGCUCGCCGGGCUCAGAGUCUGCGUCUAGUGAAGGCAGCAGCGGUGGGGGUCGCGGGGAUGCGCGUUACUCUUGCACUGACUGCGGCAAAUCGUAUUCCACCUACUCCGGCCUCAGCAAGCACAAACAGUUCCAUUGCGCCGCCCUCGGGGCCAAGUCGUUCGCGUGCAAGCACUGCGAGAAGGUAUACACGAGCCUGGGCGCCCUCAAGAUGCACAUCCGCACGCACACGCUGCCUUGCAAGUGUCAGCUGUGCGGCAAGGCUUUCUCGCGCCCAUGGCUGUUGCAGGGACACAUCAGGACCCACACGGGGGAGAAGCCCUUCCAGUGUCCGCAGUGUGACCGCUGCUUCGCGGACCGCAGCAACCUGAGGGCCCACCUCCAGACCCACGCUGACGUCAAGAAGUACGCGUGCGGCACCUGCCACAAGACCUUCUCCAGGAUGUCGUUGCUCAACAAACACACCGAGGCUGCCUGCCCCGCCAUGCACAGGCCGAGCCACCCGUGACACCUCAAGCCAAAUCUGCCACAGCCGGUGACGCUACUUCCUGACACGCGAAGUCGCCGCCACGUCACUUAAUAUAGAUUGAAGGAAGAAAUAUUUUCUUACGUCUGGGAGCGAUGAUUCUGUCUCAAAACUCUAGUCUUUUAGUGUAGAUUUUUUUACAGUUUUGUUAAAUAAAUGAAUAAAUUAUUUUGUAAUAUUGAAA
Molecule: messenger RNA, 856 nt
Organism: Portunus trituberculatus (swimming crab)
Lineage: Eukaryota; Metazoa; Arthropoda; Malacostraca; Decapoda; Portunidae
Product: zinc finger protein SNAI2-like
Exons: 1
Coding region: 1-654 (217 amino acids)
Biological process (GO): regulation of DNA-templated transcription
Molecular function (GO): RNA polymerase II cis-regulatory region sequence-specific DNA binding; DNA-binding transcription factor activity, RNA polymerase II-specific
Source: RefSeq, a predicted model, not a curated record